CGGGAAGGGAGAGAGUCAUAAGAGCCUCUAGAACUACGAUCCGGAAGACCAAUAAGCUUAUAAUAAUCGCUGAAGAGGUUGUAACCUUUUUAUUUCAUAUACGUAGCGUCCCAUAUUCUUCUUCGGAUCGCCGGCGGAGUGACGCAGCACCAAUUACUACUACGUCAUGCGGUUAGAGAGUGAACGCCAUCCAAGGAAGGGUUAAUAAGGUCUUCUUACUCUGACGAUGAGUCUUUGGCUGCUGAAAAUCUUUCUGCGUACGAGUGGUUAUUGGUAGCCUGUUCCAGAAACUGGCAUCACAAGACCUUUUUAUCAGUAUGCAUAUGAAAAAGAUUUUCUUCGUUUCCCAACUGCAUUCCUUUUUUUGCUUCUUUCGCAGACUCAUAUUGCACUACUCCUUUUUAAAAAAAAGCCACAUUCAUUCCCGUCGGUCAAAAUGAAGGUCGUCGCUCUUUUCGCUGUCCUCCCCGCCCUUGCGGUUCUCGCUGAGCCUGCUGCUUUCCCCGAUCCUACUCCCGCCGCUCCUGCCCUACAAUUUGGCAAACCUGCUGUCGAGCGAGCCGCCAACAUUGAAGCCCGGCAAGUAAUCUCUUCCCUCACUUCCGUUGCUGGCUCAGCUAUUGGCUCUGUUGUGAACACUGCCACUGGUGGUGCAGGAUCUGUCGCUUCAGACGCUACAAGCGCCGGAGGUGCCGCCACUUCCGACGCUGGCUCUGUUGCCUCGGACGCUACUUCUGGCGCUGGCUCUGUUGCCUCGGACGCUACUUCUGGAGCCAGCUCAGUUGCUUCCGACGCCACCUCUGGCGCAAGCUCCGUCGCUUCUGGCGCUUCUUCUGGCGCCAGUUCUGCUGCUUCUGGAGCCAGCAGUGCCGCUUCUGCUACUAGCGGUGGCGGAAGCAGCUCUCAAGGUGUCGUUGGGUCUCUUACCAGCGUCGCUCAGAGUGCUACUAGUGCCGCAGGUUCUGUUGCUGGUAACUCUGCGGCCAUUCCUGCUGCCAUUGUCGGACAGGCCGGUCUUUGGACUGCCGUAAUGGGUGGUGUCGGUCUUGUCGUUGGCGCUGCCACAAUCUGGGCAUAAGGCAAUAUUGUUGGCUUGGUUUUUGUUUGUUCUAUCCAGGAGCGGAAGUGCCAGAAGUAUAUAUAAGCAAAUUGUUAGAGAAUAAUGCAGGUUGUAAUU
Cryptococcus deneoformans JEC21 is the source of this 1177-nucleotide messenger RNA. RefSeq lists its product as hypothetical. The coding region runs from base 437 to 1078 and encodes 213 amino acids. Lineage: Eukaryota; Fungi; Basidiomycota; Tremellomycetes; Tremellales; Cryptococcaceae. The transcript has 3 exons. The record is from RefSeq and is a predicted model, not a curated record.